Vigna unguiculata (cowpea) is the source of this 901-nucleotide messenger RNA. RefSeq names its product LOB domain-containing protein 1-like. NCBI's taxonomy places the organism in Eukaryota, Viridiplantae, Streptophyta, Magnoliopsida, Fabales, Fabaceae. The record is from RefSeq and is a predicted model, not a curated record.
ACCCAAAAAAUCUUAACAAUCCUCUUUCCUCUGUUUUCAUUCCUCUGUCUCAAAACACCACCAUGGAUUACAAACUCAAAACCUUAACAACACCAACAACUUCUUCUUCUCCACCAAUCCCAAUCCAUGUUCCCACUAUGCUCUCAAACUCUCCUCCAUCUUCAUCUUCUUCACCUCCCUCACACUCCCCCACACCCUUUCCUUCACCCUCUCAGGGCUCUCCCCCCGCUGCUCCGCCUUCUCCGCCGCCGCCGGUGGUGGUUAGCCCCUGUGCCGCCUGCAAGAUUCUCCGCCGCAGGUGCGUCGAGAAGUGUGUCUUGGCUCCCUAUUUCCCCCCCACCGAUCCCCUCAAAUUCACCAUUGCUCACAGAGUCUUCGGAGCCAGCAACAUCAUCAAGUUCUUGCAGGAGCUACCAGAGUCCCAGAGAGCAGAUGCUGUGAGCAGCAUGGUUUAUGAGGCAAAUGCUAGGAUCAGAGACCCUGUUUAUGGGUGUGCAGGUGCAAUAUGCCAACUUCAGAAGCAAGUGAGCGAGCUUCAAGCACAGUUGGCGAAAGCACAGGCUGAGCUAGUGAACAUGCAGUGCCAACAAGCGAAUUUGGUGGCUCUAAUUUGCAUGGAAAUGAGUGAAUCGCAGGAGCAGCACAUGGUGCAGCCUCAACCUCACAUUGACAUGAGUUGCUUCAUAGAGGACAACAGUUUCGGAACUGCUUGGGAGCCUCUUUGGACAUGAUGAACUUAAUGAAUGCUAUAUAUGUAUCUUAGAUAUUUGCAUUAGAGAGAGAGAUUAAUUUGUUCUAUAGUAACUGCUCAAGUUUUCAACCUCCCAAGUGGAGCAAGAGAUGAUGAAAAUUAUACUCGGGGAAUCCAUUUUCAAUAAAGUCAUUAAUUAGUUAUAUGGUA